This is a messenger RNA of Aureobasidium namibiae CBS 147.97, 1446 nucleotides long. RefSeq lists its product as uncharacterized. Bases 1 to 1446 code for a protein of 481 amino acids. The transcript is spliced from 5 exons. Lineage: Eukaryota; Fungi; Ascomycota; Dothideomycetes; Dothideales; Saccotheciaceae. The record is from RefSeq and is a predicted model, not a curated record.
AUGUCGCAUACACGACCUAGCCUUCCUGUGGGCAGACGCAUAGAACGCACGAAGGCCAUCAAACGCACACCACUUUCAAUAAUUGAUAGCUAUCGAGAAGCAACAGACUUGCUGUCAUCAACAUCGGUCCGACUUUUGUUCAAGCACAUCCCUUGCAUUGAUUGCACUUCACAUCAUCUGCUUGCAAAUGCUUUGAUGAGUUUCAUAUGGCCUGGCUCCUCUAUUGAACCUCGAGCCAUAUUCGACAAUGCACCUCAUCAUCAUGAGCAGUGUGGAAAGCUCAUACCGACCGUCGUUUACACGGAGCUUGCUUUGCUAAAUGCCCUUCUCGCAAACUUGGCUACCAGCUCGUAUCAGCUUGUCACACCGAUUUACAUACAUCUUCACGAUAGUAGUAGUGCCUGCUGUCGUUGGAUCGGUGCUAAGAGUUCACGACGGUGGUGCCAUAGAGGAGUCAGCACGUGGUGGGGAGGGGAGCUGAGCAACACCAGCAUCCUCAAGAGAAGCGCAAAGAGCACAUCCAGCACAGCCAUGACCUCGCGAAACACAUCCGCCUCGAGCUCCUCCAACACCGCUUACACCCACGAUGAAGCAACCUCACUGCUCCCUCACGAGCGAACCCCCACUGGGAAAAAGCAAGCUCAGCAUCCAUCAACAUCAACAAUAUCCUCAGCAACAGCAUCUCUACACCACAUCCUAACUCUUCAUCCACGUCAAAUCGCCGUUCUGGAAGCUGCACGCGCAGAAGAAGAAGCGGUGACCGCCGCUCAAAGAGCAAGUCAAGGAGACGGAGAGACAGAAGAAGAAAUGAACAGACAUGUAUUGAGCAGAAUCGACUGCAUAGAGAUUGAUCUCUGGCACGAACGCAUUCGCGACUACGAAGCCGCGGAAUUGGGGUUGGUAAGAGCUGAAGAGUUGGGACUUGUACGUGAUGGUGCUGGGGAAGAGGAGGAAGGGAGGCAAGACGUUAGUGUUGAGGUCGAUGAGGUGGAUGGGGCGAGGUUGAGCAGAGUACAGACAUAUAUCAAUGAUUUUGCGGAUGUGGAAGGAGGAGGCUAUGGUUCUGGUGGGGGGAAGAGGAGGAAGUUGAGUAGUGUUGCACACACUGCAAGACUUGGAUCAACAUCCUUGAGCCUCAAUCACUUUCAUCCUUAUUUCUGGGUUGAUGUGAUGGGUAUCUGCUUGUUGGUUGUGCUUGUUUUGGGGCUUCUUGUUUGGAUUGGCUUGGAGAUCAGAUAUGAUCGAGAGGGCAUUUGUAGGGGGGCGGGUAUUGGGGCAGUGUUCUUUUGGGUUGCGGUGCAGAUAAUUGUGUCAGUGGGGAUGGGAUUGAUGUUGCAGGUUCCGGUGCAUAGGGGUCUUGUGCCUUUCGUGUUGCCCAUGUGGGUAGUAGGCACAUUUUCAACUGUGGUUGCCUUCAAGGCGUUGGCUGGAUGUUUGAGGGAUUGA